ACGCAGGCAGGCAAGUCUCAUACCUGAAGAAGACAAGCUCUCUCUCUGUCUCUCUCAAUCUACCACUGUAUAUAUAAGUGUGUAUAUAUAUAUAUAUAGCUUCAAAUCAAGGGGAGGCUUACCAGUCGGCAAAUCAUGGACCUGACGUCCUCCGUGGAUCUCGAUCUCACCAUCGGCUCCCUUCGGUUCGACGGCGAGAAGCUCUCCGUGGAAGAAAAUAAGAAGGAGGCAUUGGAGGCCGAGCUCGGCCGCGCCAACGAGGAGAACAAGAGGCUGAAGGAGAUGCUCUCGGACAUGGCGGCCAGCUACAGCACGCUUCGGAGUCACAUGACUGGGGUGGUGAUGCCCAAGACCUCGUCAUGCAAGAGGGACGAUGCGAGGAGCAGCUCAAGCGAGGAGUCGUCCAAGCGGGUUAAGGAGGAAGAGCGUAAGCCGAAGGUUUCGAAGCUGUACGUUCUCACUGAUCCAUCGGAUUCGAGCCUCGUGGUCAAAGAUGGGUAUCAAUGGCGGAAAUAUGGUCAGAAGGUAACCAGAGAUAACCCAUGCCCGAGAGCAUACUUCAGGUGCUCGUUUGCCCCAGCUUGCUCUGUCAAGAAGAAGGUCCAGAGAAGCGCGGAGGACGCGUCCAUGUUGGUUGCGACGUACGAGGGCGAGCACAGCCACGGCCAAUCCUCUCGUCCUGAAGCUCCGGACGCAUCAGGCCGCAGUGCUCCUGCACCACCGAGGCGGCCGCAGGAAGUAGAGCCGCCGAAUCCGCAGCGCAGUUUGGUGGAGCAGAUGGCUGUGUCCCUGACGAACAAUCCAGAUUUCAGAGCUGCUAUGGCUGCUGCCAUUUCCGGAAGGAUGUCUGAGACAUCUCCUCCUCCAACCAACAAGAGAAGAUAUUUCACUGUAAGAUCGGUUUCCUGAGGAGGCGAGAAAGGGAUGAUGAUGCUGAAAAGGAGGAGAAUCACAUCACACCAAAAGAAAUCCUCAUGGAAAUGCUGUAUUGAUGCAGCAUUUGAAGGAUCGUUUCAACUGCAACAGUAGAUAUGAGAAAACAUCAUUGAGGUCAUCUACUUGAUCUAACCCUUCAUGUGACUGUGAUCAGAGAAGGCUAUGUAUUCCUGUGCUCAAACAUUGUUGAAAGUUUCAUAUUGGAUGCUUAAUCUAAUGGUUUGGGAGUAAUGAUGAUUUCGA
Messenger RNA from Musa acuminata AAA Group (dessert banana), 1179 nucleotides. Its product is annotated as WRKY transcription factor WRKY71-like. Gene Ontology annotation, molecular function: sequence-specific DNA binding; DNA-binding transcription factor activity. NCBI's taxonomy places the organism in Eukaryota, Viridiplantae, Streptophyta, Magnoliopsida, Zingiberales, Musaceae. Bases 136 to 909 code for a protein of 257 amino acids. The record is from RefSeq and is a predicted model, not a curated record. Gene Ontology annotation, biological process: regulation of DNA-templated transcription. The transcript is spliced from 5 exons.